Colletotrichum orchidophilum is the source of this 297-nucleotide messenger RNA. Its product is annotated as transposase. The record is from RefSeq and is a predicted model, not a curated record. The transcript has a single exon. Gene Ontology annotation, molecular function: nucleic acid binding. Bases 1 to 297 code for a protein of 98 amino acids. Lineage: Eukaryota; Fungi; Ascomycota; Sordariomycetes; Glomerellales; Glomerellaceae.
AUGAUCCCAGAUAUCCGGAAGAUCCCAAUGUCCCUCCGCUGGAAUAUGGACGAGACGGGGUUAACGGAGGGGACCAACAAGGACUAUUUAGUACUUGGGAACUCCAAGAAGAGAACUAUCUAUGUCCAGAACCCAGGGGACCGCACAUGGACCUCGAUUCUCGAGUGUAUCUCCGCGAAUGGCCGCCAUCUGCCCCCAUUAGUGAUAUUUAAAGGGGAAACGGUUCAACACCAGUGGUUCCCUGCGGAGAUAGAAGAUUACGCCUCUUGGAGCUUUACAUCAUCGACCAACGGUUAG